This is a messenger RNA of Ostertagia ostertagi, 489 nucleotides long. NCBI's taxonomy places the organism in Eukaryota, Metazoa, Nematoda, Chromadorea, Rhabditida, Trichostrongylidae. The record is from the annotation of a GenBank genome assembly.
AUGAGCAUUGAGGAACAGGCGAAUGAGAAGCGCAGAGUGGGCACAACGAGCGCCAGAAGUCCUCAGGGUGCCGUGGGAAUGACCAUAUCAUUACUGAGAAAGUUCAUUCUUUCAGUGAAGAAGAUGGCAGUCGAAGGAGAGCGAGGACAGUCGGGCCGACCGGCAGGGAAAGCAUGCCUCGCACGAGCGGUUUCUACGCAAUGUCGCCCGUCACUUCUCAUACCGCUCGGAGGACACCGAUCCCAUUCGACCGGGGCGCAAACUUCGCCUACGAUCGGGAUAAAGUCACGCAAGGUCAGAGACGCCGUCGGCGGUCGCGUAGGCCUCGGCGUGGUGAGCAAUCAAGUUCGUCGAUGGCCUCCGGCAUCAAAUGCCAGCGGUGCUGAAGUGGCCAAGAAUGACUGGCUGAGGGAAGUGACGAAGGAGCAGGACGACGGCCUCAUCACAACCAUGUGCAGAAGUGAGUUUUUUCUUGUUGACGAAGGAGCA